Messenger RNA from Spirometra erinaceieuropaei, 1366 nucleotides. The record is from the annotation of a GenBank genome assembly. NCBI's taxonomy places the organism in Eukaryota, Metazoa, Platyhelminthes, Cestoda, Diphyllobothriidea, Diphyllobothriidae.
AUGAUGUCUGCUCUCACAGUGUAUGGUUGUGUUUUUUGAUACCCGCCCGAACCUUUCUUUAACGUUUUUGCUGAAAAAUUUCUCUGCUAAAGACUUUGAUUAAGCAGCUGACAAUUAUCGGUCGUGAUCUAGAUAUUUAUUUGAACAGCUGUCUUCGCUGUGAAUUGUCGGCUGACCUUCUCAUGAGGAUGCGUUUUCCCUCCCUCCAGAGGCAUUAUCGCCCACAAUUUAUCGUUUCCGGAUGCCACUUCGUCGCGGGGGUCUUUUGCAUGUUUAGUUGUCGCGUUUACCUAGCUCUCGAUGAGCGAACUUCGUGGUGGUCCCUGCUAUGCUAUACUGCCUGUGGGCAUUGCCCGCUCCCUUUCACUGCCAAUCCUGAGGUUUUGUCAAUAAUUCAGCUUGUCCGGUGAUAUUUCGGACGUUAGCCUCCCGGCGAUUUUUGCUAUAUCACUUCACUGUAAUUGCCUAGGUAAUAUCUAGCCGUCCGCGCAUACAGCUUUCAACGCCGUAGUUCGACCCUCAUGAUCGGUCACAAUGUCCAAAUUUGCAGUUGCUGAUGCGUCGGCCGCGAGUUACACGUAUUUUAUAACUACGUUCUUUUGACUUUUUUGUAGUGCACUUCUGCGUGCGAGCUCUGCUCCUUUUUGCGGCCUAGCUGUCCGCAAUCUUUCGCUAACUUCGCGCUCAGUCCCUUCCACUUUUCUCCGCUGCACUCCUGUCCUUUCUGCGUGCAAACAUGGAAAAGGGAGCACAAGUGAUGAAGUGCGAGACACGGCCCAGACCGAAAUGCAACAGUACUGGCAAAAGAACGCUGACCUGAAGCGCCCGUGGUCUCCACACUUGCAAAUUUACCACCCACCACUCGUUAUGCGAAAUUCCUUCUUGCACCGUGCCACCGGUAUUGCGAUGGCGCUCGGUACGCUCCAUUCGCACUUCAUUAUAAUUGUAUAUAUUUGGUAAACGACCGCGAUUUUUACCCGUCGCUAUUUCUCCCCACUUAGUUUGGACCUCGGUUGGCUGCGCCGGUUUCUUCUACACCGGCCACUUUGAUGCCAUGCUGGACUAUGUCAAUAGUUUCCAUCUUGGUCCUUACGUUCUUGGCAGUUGCAAGUUCGUCCUGGCAUAUCCUUUGGUGUACCACUAUCUAAACGGAAUGAGACACUUGGUAAGUUUGCUCCAAAGAUUCUGUGUAACUUUGAUUUCUGCACUUUGUCGUCGGUAGUAGUUUAUGGUCAUGCUUUUGAUCUUUCUUUAGGCGUGGGAUUAUGCUAUCGGUUUCGAUAUGAAGACAGUGAACACCACUGGAAUGACCGUCAUAAUACUUUCUGUCCUAGUCGCCAUGGGCCUCGCAUCGAUCAAACUCUGA